CUGUUUGUUUGCACCUGUAUGUAUUUUUAAUGCAAGCGCCUUGCACUAAAGUAAGGUGCUUGUGCAGUGGCAGCGACAGAUGGCUGGCCCCUUUUCCCCCGGGAAGGCAAUCUCUACGAAUGCGAGCGCGUGUCAAUCACCCGCUCUCAUGUGAUGGCUCCUGCCAGUGACGUGCCCACCAUAUGCCCAGGCAUCAGAGCAGGUAUGUAACCCUGCCUGCUAGCGAUGCCACACUGCAUCUCUGCAGUCCGGGAAAGGGAUAACAGACAACCGCGCCUCUCCUCCAACCAGUGUGGAAGAAACUAGAAGGUAAAGAUGGUGUAGACGAAGCCUUGAACGAGCCGUUAUGUUGACGAGAUUAUUCAACGAAACUUCACUACUUUCGGACAUGCAGAAGUUCGCAGGGUGGGUGGAUGACAGUGGGAGCGAGAGUUCCAAAACCAAGGACGAAGAGCAGGAGCACUGUCGCCUAGGAGACGAGGAUUUGGACGAGGGCGAUGUGAGUCGUGCUCAGUCGGAGAUUGCAGAGGAUGACGAUGACGAUGGGGAUGUUGAUGAAGAUGAUUGUGGGGAUGAGGGGGACGAAGACAGGCCCAAAAAACGCGGACCGAAAAAGCGCAAGAUGACGCCGGCUAGAAUAGAGCGCUCAAAAGUACGGCGGCAAAAAGCGAACGCAAGGGAGCGCACGCGCAUGCACGAUCUGAACUCAGCGCUGGACAAUUUACGCAAAGUCGUGCCAUGCUAUUCAAAAACCCAAAAACUUUCCAAAAUUGAAACACUAAGACUGGCGAAAAACUACAUUUGGGCGCUGUCAGAAAUCCUGCGGAACGGAAAAAGACCUGACGUGGUUUCUUACGUACAGACGCUGUGCAAAGGCCUCUCACAACCCACGACUAAUCUUGUGGCUGGCUGCCUGCAGAUUAACUCACGGAAUUUUCUGACUGAACAAUGUCAAGAGGGAGCCCGUUUUCAUGUACCUAACCCUUCAUUCUCCAUGCACGCAUAUCCAUAUCAGUGCACUCGUUUAUCUAGUACACAGUGUCAAUCCAGAAACAGUGCACAAAGUAUGCGAAAUCAAUCUUUUUUUUCAUCUUACGAUGCUGUAUACACUGGGGGUACGUCACCAGAAUACAACAGUCCAGAUUAUGAGGGCCAUCACAGCCCUCCGGUGUGUGUAAAUGGCAACUUUACUUUGAAGCAGCACGAGUCACUCUCACCAGACAGGGAAAGAGGUUAUCAUUAUUCUCUAAAUUACACCAGUCUACACAGCUCACGUCCUUCUGCAGUUCAUAGUGUUGCUUAUGGCCCUUCGGGAGCGCGCAGCGGCGGCGCGCAUUCCGAAAAUGUUCCACCGUUUCAUGAUGUACAUGUGCAUCAUGAUAGGGUGCCUGCAUACGAGGAACUGAAUGCCUUUUUCCACAAUUAGCUUUUAACACACAGUACUGACGACUUUGUCUUCGUUACAAUAUGUUUACUUUCUUAUGAAUUCAAGUGAUUGAGGACCCUGGAACUUUCCUUUUACAUAUUGAUGUCCCAAACCCACAUUAUGGACCAAUAUGGAUAAAAAUGUGUAGAAAAAAAUGGUCGGAAAAUGAAUUCAACUGCUGUUUUAUUAAAACAUUAUAGCGAGUGGGAAUAAUAUUUCUGCUGGUAAAUCAAAUGUGUUGAUCACGUUGAGUCAAUGAUGUAUUGUAGACCAGAAAAAAUUCUAAACAAAUUGCUGUUCCUGAAACGAAGACGGUUCCUGAUCACAUAAAUAAAAAGGCAUAUGGUUACAGAAUCAUCCGAGUCUUUCAUUUCCCAUUAGAAACGGGUUGGACUGGAAUUUUAACUACUACAAUAAACAACAUAUCUUUAAAGAG
Molecule: messenger RNA, 1862 nt
Organism: Misgurnus anguillicaudatus (oriental weatherfish)
Lineage: Eukaryota; Metazoa; Chordata; Actinopteri; Cypriniformes; Cobitidae
Gene: neurod2
Product: neuronal differentiation 2
Biological process (GO): positive regulation of transcription by RNA polymerase II; sensory organ development; axon development
Cellular component (GO): nucleus
Molecular function (GO): protein dimerization activity; E-box binding; DNA-binding transcription factor activity, RNA polymerase II-specific
Source: RefSeq, a predicted model, not a curated record